Aspergillus nidulans FGSC A4 is the source of this 2053-nucleotide messenger RNA. RefSeq lists its product as uncharacterized. The transcript has a single exon. Bases 295 to 1827 code for a protein of 510 amino acids. Gene Ontology annotation, biological process: peroxisome inheritance. Lineage: Eukaryota; Fungi; Ascomycota; Eurotiomycetes; Eurotiales; Aspergillaceae. The record is from RefSeq and is a predicted model, not a curated record. Gene Ontology annotation, cellular component: extrinsic component of intraperoxisomal membrane; peroxisomal membrane.
GCAGCACUUAACUCCUAAGGGGCUCUUUGAGGACUUUGUUCCAGAUUCGAAAAUCCGCUUAAGACCACUAUCUUUCGUUUUCCUAUCCUUGUCCUUCGCUAGCGCACUCUUUGCCUCUCGUUUGAUCCUCGGUCGAUCAUCCUGUGAACUCGUCCAAGGAUGGCCUUUCUUUCCUGGUAGACCCCGUCGUCUAUGUUUCAGCUGCUCGCCUCUCAUUACUUGUUUAUCUCUUCCUCUCCUUUAUUCCUGUUUUCUUCAGUCAAUUUGAUAUUUAUUCGAUCUCGAUGAACCACCAUGUCUGACAUCUUCGAUGCGCCACCCCCUCGACGGUCUUUAACCCUUCCGACCAAGCUGAACCCUUCCAUCCGACGCAGCUCUGAAUCGUAUAAACCAUCUGAGAAUGAUCUCUUCUAUCAUCCAUGUGCCAAAGUCGUCCAUUUCGCGCCUAGAGCUGUAGCCCCAAUUCCAUCGAGUACUGCACCGUCCGACUUCGAUUACCCGGUCGAUACCAUCGAGACGCUACCGUGGCGGUCGCCUACCGAACGGACGGUCGCGUUCGCGCCGUUGAGGCUGGAGAAAGUAUACGGAUUGACGGUGUUCUUGAAAUGCGGCAGCGUCGUUCACGCCAUUCUGAAGAACUCACAGUGUUGGUGUGUGGACCGGGAAUCCACCUUUGUUUUGCGCAUCCGCCCCCUCACAUACUACCGAAUCGAGCUUCCGAAUGAGACAGACCCGGACAAAGAGCUUGUCACUCAGAUGAAGGACGCGCUGUCAAAAAUCCUCCGCUAUGAAGUCACACCAUGUCCGUUCAAACGCGGCUUUACUGUGGAGAUACCAGAAGAGGCGAAGGCUCCUAGACGGAAGAGGGCAUGGCGCCCGAAAGGACAAAGGGAGAGUGCUCUCAUGCAGCCGGCUCACUCUCAGGAGACCUUCACUAUAUCAGAGGCCACAACUCCCGAUUCGCUUAGCGCAGCUGAAGACGUUAAUAUUGCUGCCACUGAUAAUUCGGGCUUCACCCCGGAGGCAAGCACGACGGAAUCAGAAACUCCAGAUAAUCGGGAGCAGCUGCCGGAGCCUAUUAAUAUCCCAGUCUCCACAGAAAUGCCGCGGAGAUCAGUAUCUGAGACACAACAGAGCUUCCAGACCUUGCUGGUGAGGUUUGAAGACACUGAAUCUCAUGAUAGCCCGGAACAGACACUUUCCUCGAGCAUUGAAUCUUUCCACUCCAUCGAUGUCACGCCGGAGCCAUCCCUGACACCUCCAUCUCCCGCCUCACCGGACGACACACAUCGGAUGUGGUACGGGCAUCGCGAGGUACAACCCUUGGGAGAGGAUUUCGCGUAUGCAGAGACUUUGCACGCCAGAGACCAGAUGUAUACGCCGCAAAAUUUAUAUCCUGAGCAAGAUCUCAAAUUACGGCGGACACCGGGUUCUUUCUCAAGCAUUCACAGCGCGACGUCCGCAUCUUCAAAUCCAGAUCUAAGUAGCAUGAGCAUCGAAUUUCGCCGCCGCUCAAAAGCAUCUUGCGAGCGGGAAACCGGGCCUGUGCGUCCACCAUCCACCCUAAUCUUGUCCAGACCCGAGAAACAUGAGGCAGCUUCCCUCAUUCAGAAGACCUGCACACUAGUUCUAGUACCCCCCCUAUCGCUACUCAUAGUCUUAAUACACAUCGCCGCACGGAUCGUUAUAGGUCCAGCGCUGGAUUCACCUGCCGGAGAGUUUCAUCGAAAGCUUGAACGGCAGACUUCUCGGCCUCAUGAGGCUGUGGAUGAUUUCGACCUUCCACUUGCACCAGACUGCUCUAGGAAGCCUUCCCUGACAAAAUAGGGUUCUCUAUACCUUGGAUUAUUACUAAUCCAUUGCAUUCCUUCCAAUCCACGUUUACAUCUUGCUCCAACUACUUCUCAUCCAUGAUAACGCCUUGCUAUGAUCACUUCUUUGGAUUCUUAUUCUUGUAUACCCUGCAUUUUGCGCUUCGCUUCCUUGCCUGUGUUUAUACGUUAUGUAUUUUAACAUCUCUCUAAUAGUUCUUAGUAAUGGCCAUAUGAUCAUA